AAGGAAAGAACUAUAAUAACUGCAGCAGCGGACAAAAAGCAUGACUUUUUUGUUAUGCCUUUAAUUUCUAUUUUGAAAAUCUAUGCAGUUUUUCUUUCUUCUCAUCUUCUUAUUCAUAUAUAUACACGGUGAAAUUGAUUGAAUACUUAUUUAAAGGUAAAGGGUUUUUGUUUUCUUGGUGUACGACCUCUUUGAGUUGACUCCUGGCUGGCUCUUUGUUUAACACAGCAACAUUUUAGGAAAAUAAAAGUCAGACACACUGAAAACAAGGAGUGUGGAGCAGAGAGCUAAAAGGAGAGUUGAGAAAUGGCGGGUGGAGGAUUUGCAAGCGGACCCUCUGAGAGGGCUCAUCUCUAUGAGUAUAGAAUUACUGCAUAUUUCAUUUUUGCUUGCAUUGUUGCAGCUCUUGGAGGGUCUCUCUUUGGCUAUGAUCUCGGUGUUUCAGGUGGAGUGACUUCCAUGGACGAUUUCUUGAAGGAUUUUUUCCCCAAAGUGUACAGAAGAAAGCAGAAACAUCUCAAGGAGACUGAUUACUGCAAAUAUGACAAUCAGAUUCUAACACUGUUUACAUCGUCUCUAUACUUUGCUGGUCUUGUUUCUACAUUUGCGGCUUCCUAUGUUACCAGAAACAAAGGAAGGAAAGCCAGCAUCAUUGUAGGAUCAGUCAGCUUCUUUUUAGGUGCAGUCCUCAAUGCAGCUGCAAAGAACAUUGCAAUGCUGAUCAUUGGACGAAUAUUUCUUGGUAUUGGCAUUGGAUUUGGCAAUCAAGCAGUUCCCGUGUAUCUUUCAGAAAUGGCUCCUGCAAAGAUUCGAGGGGCAGUUAACCAACUGUUUCAAGUAACAACCUGCACAGGAAUCCUGGUGGCAAACUUGAUAAAUUAUGGAACUGAGAAAAUCCAUCCAUGGGGCUGGAGAUUAUCUCUUGGUUUAGCUACAAUCCCAGCAACUCUCAUGUUUAUCGGGGGUAUAUACCUUCCUGAGACCCCAAACAGUCUUGUAGAGCAAGGCAGACUAGAAGAAGGAAGAGCAGUUCUUGAGAAAGUUAGAGGUACCAAAAAAGUUGAUGCUGAGUUUGAAGAUCUUUUGGAUGCGAGCAAGGCAGCAAGAGCGGUAAAGCACCCAUUCAGGAAUCUUCUCCAACGAAAGAACCGACCCCAGUUGAUUGUAGGGGCUUUGGGAAUCCCUGCAUUCCAACAGCUCACUGGCAUGAACUCCAUACUUUUCUAUGCUCCUGUCAUAUUUCAGAGCUUGGGUUUUGGCUCAGGAGCAUCACUAUAUUCAUCUAUCUUUACAAGUGGAGCACUUCUAGUUGGGGCAUUCAUCUCAAUGAGUUUCGUUGACAAGUUUGGCCGAAGAAAGUUCUUCUUAGAAGCUGGUACCGAAAUGAUCUGCUGCAUGAUUGCUUUGGCCAUAACUUUGGCCUUGAAGUUUGGAGAAGGAGAAACCCUUUCAAAAGGAAUUGGCGUCUUCCUUGUUAUUGUGAUUUGCAUCUUUGUUUUGGGUUAUGGAAGGUCUUGGGGACCUUUAGCGUGGCUAGUGGCAAGCGAGAUCUUCCCCUUGGAAACAAGAUCGGCUGGACAGAGCACAGUGGUCUGCGUCAACCUUUUAUUCACAGCUUUAAUAGCUCAGUGUUUCUUAGCAUCACUUUGUCAUCUUAAAUAUGGAAUUUUCUUGGUCUUUGGUGGGUUGAUCUUCCUUAUGAGCUGCUUCGUCUACUUCCUUUUGCCAGAGACAAAACAAGUCCCCAUAGAAGAAAUCUAUCUUCUGUGGGAAAAGCACUGGUUCUGGAAAAGGUUCGUAACAGAGGAGAAGCAGCAAGAUGGAACCAAUGGGAAGGCAGCACAACAAGUUUAAUAAAUAUCUCCGAUCAACAAUAGUAUCAUAAAACAUUUAUUGUCUAUACUUUUUUAUUUUCUGACUUCAUUUAUCAAUAAUUAAUUAAGUAAUCUCAUUGCAUUUUACAA
Molecule: messenger RNA, 1964 nt
Organism: Ziziphus jujuba (common jujube)
Lineage: Eukaryota; Viridiplantae; Streptophyta; Magnoliopsida; Rosales; Rhamnaceae
Product: sugar transport protein 14
Exons: 5
Coding region: 307-1854 (515 amino acids)
Biological process (GO): monosaccharide transmembrane transport
Cellular component (GO): membrane
Molecular function (GO): monosaccharide transmembrane transporter activity
Source: RefSeq, a predicted model, not a curated record